AUGAUCCUUGCGGGGAAUCAGACCGCGCGUCAGCUGUGGCUCGCGGCACGCGACCUCUUCACCGCGAACAAGGCGAACAAAGCCAUCUACCUUGACAAUGACUUUCGCCAGCUUGUGCAGGGAUCUCUCUCCAUCCACGAGUAUUGUCGCCGCCAGAAGCACCUCGGCGAUGCGCUCUUCGACAACGACUCUCCCAUGAGCGACCGCGUCCUCGUCCUCAACACCCUGCGCGGCCUCGGCCCUCGCUUCGCCUCCGCCGCCACGGUCAUCUCCAUGACCGACCCGCUGCCCACCUUCCUCCGCACCAGGGCCAUGCUCCUGAUGGAGGAGAUGCAGCAGGCCAACGCGGCGGCCACCUCCGCCAACACCGCCCUCGUCGCCCAGGCCCGCGGCCCCGCCUCUUCAUGCCCCGGCCCCGGCUGCCGCGGUGACGGUCCCGCCCCCGGUGCGGGGCGCCGGGAAAGGCAAGCAGCCGGCCAAGCAGAAGGGCCGCACUGGCGGACACCAGGGUGGAGGCGCCACCCAGGGCACCCAGCCCGCCCGCGCGCCGGCCCUGACCGGCCCGUGGGUCUGCUUCUCUCCGGGUGCUGGCCAGUGGCGCGCCCCCUCCUCUGGACAGGGCAUCCUGGGCCCUCGGCCCCAGGCCUACACCGCCACCGCGCCGUCGACCUCAGCGACCACAUGGGACAGCUCGGCUCUCAUCGCCGCCCUCAACAACCUCGCGCUUCAGCAAGGUGGUUGGGUCAUGGACUCAGGCGCGUCCUCACACAUGACCAACGACGAUGGACCUGAAGACCCGUCGCGUGAUUCUUCGUUGCAAUAGUGACGGAGAUCUCUACACCUUUCCCGGGAGGAGCAGUUUUCGCCGUUCCUCCUCCACCGCUUUGGUCGUCACCGCCACCGCCGAGCUAUGGCACCAGCGUCUUGGCCAUCCUGGGCAUGAUGCCAUGUCGGCUCUUCAGCGUCUAGAUUUUAUCAAGUGUAAUAAAUUUAGUCGUACUCGGGUGUGUCAUGCAUGUCAACUUGGCAAGCACGUCCGUUUACCGUUUCGUCAGUCUACUACCGCGUCUAGUGCCAUCUUCGAUUUGAUACAUUGUGAUUUGUGGACAUCUCCAAUUAU
This is a messenger RNA of Lolium perenne, 1120 nucleotides long. RefSeq lists its product as uncharacterized. Lineage: Eukaryota; Viridiplantae; Streptophyta; Magnoliopsida; Poales; Poaceae. The record is from RefSeq and is a predicted model, not a curated record.